CAGAAAAGAUGGGGGCGGAGUGGGGGGUGGGGUGUCCUGUUAACUUCCACAGGGAGUGGAUUUGAGGUGGAGGGAGCAGGCUGUCGCAAGAGGUCAGCCCCUCACCCCACCUGCCUAGUUGCGGCUCUGGGGGUGAGUGGGGAGGCGUUGCCCCUUCCUCUGAAGAAGUGACUCCCCUCCCCUAAAAUGUCGGCACCUCUAAGAAGUUAGGCACUGCUGGGUAGAUGGAGAACUGUGAGGAAGAAUGGCCAGAAGGCCAGUGCUCCCUGGAGGCCUCCGGUGACAUUCAGGCUGAGACUGGAACUGUGGAAGAGUGCACCAUACUCUACUCGGAUGCUGAGGAUGAUCAUUCGCUCUUGACAGACAAUGGUGGCGGUGCCCGGGCCCCAUUCCACUGUUCCGAGUGUGACAAGAGCUUCCGCUACCGCUCGGAUCUGCGGCGCCAUUUUGCUCGACACACCGAGCUGAAGCCUUUCCAGUGCCCUCACUGUGUCAAGAGCUUCAAGCAUUCAUUUAACCUCGUGAAUCACAUCCGGAGCCACACUGGGGAGCGCCCCUACCGCUGCACCAUGUGCCCAAAAGGUUUCCGGGACUCGACGGGCCUCCUCCACCACCAGGUGGUGCACACUGGGGAGAAGCCCUACUGCUGCCAUGUCUGUGAACUCCGCUUCUCCUCCCGUAGCAGCUUGGGCCGCCACCUCAAGCGACAGCACCGCGCUUCUCCCGCUGCCUCAGCCCCUCAAACCCCUGCCCCUCGCUGCCUAGCUUGUGGUAAAGAGCAAAGUCCUCUGGGGCACCUCUGCAGUGCUGGGCGGGGCCGGGCUGCCCCUUUUGGCUGUGGGGCCUGCGGACGGCAUUUCCAGCUGGCGUCAGAACUGCGCCGUCAUUGGCUGGCCCAUACUGACAUCAAGCCUUUCAAAUGCCCAGAAUGCGAAAGGGAUUUUAAUGCUGCAUCUCUGUUGGAGCGCCACAAGCUCACUCAUGCUAAGGACCGGCCCCCACCAUGUCCAGUUUGCGCUGAGAAGGCCCAGCAGGGUGACGGGGUGCCAGAGUCGCCAUGCCUGGAAGAAGAGCAAAAGGAGGGGGAGCAGGAAGGAGAUGCCCAGCAGCAUAGCCGGAACUGCCCAAAUGGCCAACCUCCAGAUGCUCGCCCCCCAGAGACUCUGUAUCAGUGUGAGUGUGGGACCUUUUUUGCCAAUGGCAACACCCUUGCUGCUCACUUGACCGCCCACGGAGGAGAGCCUUCCUUUACUUGUGGCAUCUGUGGCCAACCCUUUGUGAACUUGCAGGCCCUGGAGGAGCAUCAGCUGAGCCACGCUGUUUCUUCUUCACCUGUGCCAGGCCCAGGAAGUGAGCUGGAACGCCACCUUUUGCCCCAGCUGGAUCUCCGGACAUUUCCAGCCCGUCCUGGCAAGAAACUCUACAAGUGCAGCGAGUGUGAGAAGUACUUCCGCAGCCCCCGAGAUCUAGACCGUCACGUGUUGGUGCACACUGGGGAGAAACCCUACCAGUGCACUGAGUGUGGCAAAUUCUUCCGGCAUGAGUGCUACCUGAAGCGGCACCGGCUGCUGCAUAGCGGCGAGCGCCCUUUCAAGUGCACUGUCUGCCACAAAGGCUUCAUCACGUUAAGCAACCUCUCCCGCCAUCUCAAGCUGCACCGCGGGAUUGACUAGCAAGGGGGAACCCACAUCUCCGUAUAAUAAAGGUGCCCCUCUCCCAGCACUGUUUUCCUCUACCUCCACCCCACCAUGACAGCCAGAGGUUGAUCUGGUCUGGAAGAUGAGGCUAGAAAUUGAUUGGACCUCAGUCUUCCUCUUAGUCCACUCAUUUAGGGCAAGGACUUGCAACUUUGAAUUGAAUUUAUGAAAAAGUAUUAUGAUGAUGAAUAUGAUUAUUAUUUACUAAUGUUCCACUACUGUUAAUAGAGUGUUGCACAUAUUCAGCAGUUAUAAUGUCUUGGGAGUGGGCUAGGACUACCCAGGUAGGUGUAUUUGGAUCAGUAGUAAGGCAUCCUGGUUUCAAACCCAUACUAUUUCAAGGCAGAAUGGAGUUGUACCAGGAAAUGCAUCCUUUAAGCUAUGCCUGUUGCUUCCAGAAGGUAUCUAUAUUUAAAUGCACCUAACUGCUGAAAUGACUUUUUCCCAAAUAGCUGUAAUUCAAAAAUAGAAAACUUCGGAGACUUUAGGGGCCAUUUCCCACCAGCCAGGUUUCACCAAUGGGCGCAUCAACUCUUCCAGUGGAAACAGAAGUGACUGGUCCCUGUUUUCUUUUUCUUUUUAAUCAUUUGGGAGGUGGGCUAAAACAAGAUGCAGAGGCAUACCUUGUUUAAUGGAGCCACAAUCCUUCCUUUUUUACAAAAAGAAAUCAAAGAUGAGGGGAGUGAUAGGCCCAUCAACUAUACCAUUCCCACCUCUUCUGUAACUGCUCAGUAGUUUCCAGGUAUGAGCCAGUUUUCCCAGUGAUCAUGUAAGAUUCCAGACAAUAUGAGGCUAGCCACAGAACUAGGACACCUAUUGCCAACUCAACACUUUCUGGUUGUUAGCAUGGAGGAACUCGGCAUCCUUUGCUUGGGAAAACUUCGACCAUUCAGAUGUUUUGGCUCAUUGGCUGCAUUCAACACCCAGUUUUAAGGAAUUUUGGUAAUUGUAUUUUGCAGAACACUUCUGUCCUUUUUCUUCAGUCUUUCUGUUACUGAACAAAAGUGACCUUGGCUAUAUGAGCUUUCUGCCUUUCCCUCCAAACCAAAAGGCACACUGUCACAAAAAGCAAUGGGUGUAGUGGUUAGGGCUUUUGCUGUCCAAUGGGCUACUCCUAUUCUGUGGGAGGGGGUAAAUUAAAUAUAAGAGAAACUGUUUCCCAUAGCUUAUUCAGGACAAGCUGGGACAAUGAAGCUACUUUAAAAUCCAAUUAAACGUAGCAUUAUACCUGUUAUUUAUAGGGAGCCACACGAUUUAGAAAACUGUGUUCGAUAACAUAAUAGUCCUAUUCCUAAAGGUGAAAAAAAGAGAUUAUCUCUUAAAACACAUACACACAAAAUUGUGUUAAAAAUCACAAGAUUUAAUUACAAAAGGGGAGACAUUUCUAGUUGUUUUGUGGUUUCUUAGCAUUGGUUUAAAGGCUAUAGUUUUAUUUCCAGUAAUUUUCUUUGCAGUCAUGAGGAUUAGCAAUUUAAUUUUUUCAAAAAAAAAAAAAAAGGUUCUGCAGUCAUGUUUGGCUGAUGACAAGGUAGAACAACACAUUGCCUUGAAGACAAUGUGCUAUUGCAGGUUGCUUUGCAGGCAGGUCAAUCUGAGGUUAAGAAAGGUCUUGCACGGCUUUUAUCUGUAGGCUUUUUAAUACUGUUAAACACUUGAUAUAAGAGGAGGGUUGUUUUCUUGACCUGAUACUUGUUUUGAUGCUGCUUCCUUUCCUCUGACCUCUUAUUACAACACUUUUUUCCUCUCUUUUUAAAAAUUGUCAAGCAGAAGUAUGUUUGUUUUGAGCAUAUUUACAAUUUAUUUCUAAAAACUGGUUGAAUCUUAAAAGAAUUUAUUUGGAUGUUAAGACUAAGCACUAGAAUAAGUUUGAUAAGGCAACACUGAAGAAUGUAUUUCAGCGCCUGGAAAUAUCAAACCCAUUUCUCUGUCAAGCCUGACUGUCUGGGAUCUGGAGUAGGAAUUGCAGGAGAGGUUUUUCUGUUGGCCUAAGUUUAUGUGUCCAUGUUUCCAAGUUCAUGCAGGAUUAGCAACAUCUCAGGAAGAUUUAUGUCGUUUGAGAGCACAAAAACUACACAUUGUCAUAUAAGCAACCAGGGAAGAAACUGAAAAAAAAAUUGCAUGUUUUAUGAGAAAAAUUAGCAUGUGAUGGUGAUGAGUUUUUCAGAUCCACACAUGGAAAAGAAAAACAGUCCUGUUGACCUUGCUUCAUUCUCCAUUGCCUGUUGAUGCUAUCCUGAUGGACAGAUUGGUUCUGAUAUGCUCUAUUAAUUUAGGUAUUGGUAAAGAGAUCUGCUUUCCCUCCUCCCUGCCCUGAAAUUAUUUACUGGCAAAUAGAAGAGUCUUAUUCUCCUUUUGUUUUGUUUUGUUUAAACCCUUCAUAGGUCCUUGAAAUAAUCUAAUAAAAGUAUGUUCCUGA
Molecule: messenger RNA, 4113 nt
Organism: Pogona vitticeps (central bearded dragon)
Lineage: Eukaryota; Metazoa; Chordata; Lepidosauria; Squamata; Agamidae
Gene: FIZ1
Product: FLT3 interacting zinc finger 1
Biological process (GO): regulation of transcription by RNA polymerase II
Cellular component (GO): nucleus
Molecular function (GO): DNA-binding transcription factor activity, RNA polymerase II-specific; RNA polymerase II transcription regulatory region sequence-specific DNA binding
Source: RefSeq, a predicted model, not a curated record